Protopterus annectens (West African lungfish) is the source of this 5031-nucleotide messenger RNA. RefSeq names its product tubulin gamma complex associated protein 4 (gene TUBGCP4). The record is from RefSeq and is a predicted model, not a curated record. Gene Ontology annotation, molecular function: gamma-tubulin binding; microtubule minus-end binding. Bases 67 to 2052 code for a protein of 661 amino acids. Gene Ontology annotation, cellular component: centrosome; gamma-tubulin complex; equatorial microtubule organizing center. NCBI's taxonomy places the organism in Eukaryota, Metazoa, Chordata, Ceratodontiformes, Protopteridae. The transcript is spliced from 18 exons. Gene Ontology annotation, biological process: meiotic cell cycle; spindle assembly; cytoplasmic microtubule organization.
GCAGUGAUGACGUAUUCAAGCGGCAAAUCGGGCGCUCUUCGUAUGCAUUCCUUGUAGUUUGUCGGGAUGAUCCAUGAAUUAUUAUUGGCUCUUAGUGGUUAUCCAGGUUCUGUAUUUGUGUGGAAUAAACGAAAUGGACUGCAGGUAUCCCAGGACCUACCCUUUCUUCAUCCUAGUGAGACCAGUGUACUGAACAGAGUUUGCAAGCUUGGGACAGACUACAUUCGUUUCUCUGAGUUUAUUGAGCAGUAUACGGGACAUGUUCAACAGCAGGAGCAUCAGCCUUCUCAGCUGGGGCAGCCAGGAUUACAUGGAAUCUAUCUACGGGCAUUCUGUACUGGUCUGGACUCUAUGCUUCAGCCCUACAGACAGGCAUUGCUUGAUCUGGAGCAGGAGUUUUUGGCAGACCCUCAUCUUUCCAUUUCCCACAUAAAUUAUUCUCUGGAUCAGUUCCAGCUUCUUUUCCCAUCAGUGAUGGUUGUGGUGGAGCAGAUUAAGUCUCAGAAGAUCCAUGGGUGUCAGAUUUUAGAAACCGUUCAUAAGCACAGCUGUGUUGGUUUGCCUCCUGUCCGAACUGCUUUGGAAAAAAUAUUAGCAGUGUGCCAUGGAGUGAUGUACAAACAGCUUUCAGCAUGGAUGCUUCAUGGAUUGCUAUUGGACCAGUAUGAAGAGUUCUUUGUCAAGCAGGGAGCCUGUUCUGGGAGCACACCAGUACAACCUGAAGAAGAGGAAGAAGAUCUCGGAAUUGGGGGUCUAACAGGAAAACAACUUCGAGAAUUGCAAGACCUGCGCCUCAUUGAGGAAGAGAACAUGUUGGCUCCAUCACUGAAACAGUUCUCACUGCGAGCAGAGUUGUUGCCUUCCUAUAUUCCAGUGCGUGUAGCAGAGAAGAUCUUAUUUGUGGGAGAGUCUGUGCAGAUGUUUGAGAACCAAAACGUCACCCCAACACGCUCAGGCUCUAUUUUGAAAAAUCAGGAGGAUAUGUUUGCAACAGAAUUGCAUCGACUCAAACAGCAGCCUGUUUUCAGCCUUUUGGACUUUGAAAAUUUGGUGGAUAAGAUCAGGAGCACAGUUGCAGAGCACCUUUGGAAGCUAAUGGUUGAAGAAUCUGAUUUGCUUGGCCAGCUGAAGAUAAUUAAAGAUUUCUAUUUGCUGGGACGAGGAGAAUUAUUUCAGGCCUUUAUUGACAUAGCUCAAGUCAUGUUAAAUACUCCUCCUUCUGCAGUAACAGAACAUGAUGUGAACGUUGCUCUUCAGCAGUCUGCACACAAGGUUUUACUAGAUGAUGAUAACAUCCUCCCUUUGCUUCAUCUAACAAUAGAUUACCCCGGGAAAGACCAUAAAGAUGCAUCUCAGGGACGUGACAUGACUCCUCGGGAGGCUCCAGCAUCAGGCUGGGCAGCUUUGGGACUUUCCUAUAAAGUGCAAUGGCCUCUGCAUACUUUAUUCACACCAGCGGUGCUGGAGAAAUACAAUGUUAUGUUUAAAUAUCUUCUGAGUGUACGUCGUGUUCAGGCUGAGCUACAGCACUGUUGGGCCCUACAGAUGCAACGUAAGCACUUGAAAUCUAAUAAUACGGAUGCAGUAAAAUGGAGAUUGAGAAAUCACAUGGCAUUCCUAGUUGACAAUCUGCAGUACUAUUUGCAGGUAGAUGUAUUGGAGUCUCAGUUCUCUCAGCUUCUUCAGCAAAUUAAUGCUACGCGAGAUUUUGAGAGCAUUCGACUGGCUCAUGAUCACUUUCUGAGCAACCUGCUUGCACAGUCAUUUAUCUUGUUGAAACCAGUAUUUCACUGUCUGAAUGAGAUUCUGGACUUGUGCCACAAUUUCUGCUCUUUGGUUAACCAGAAUUUGGGCCCACUGGAUGAACGAGGAGCAGCACAGCUGGAUAUCCUUGUGAAGGGAUUCAGCAGGCAAUCAUCAUUGCUUUUCAAGAUACUUUCCAGUGUAAGAAACCAUCAGAUCAAUCCAGAUUUGGCACAGCUUCUUCUGAGACUUGACUACAAUAAGUACUACACACAAGCUGGAGGCACACUGGGCAGCUUUGGAGUCUAACCUUUUGAGGCAAGCAGCAACCUUCAAAAGAGGAAUAAGAACUCUGGAAAACAUAGCUGAUUCUCUGAAAGUGGCCAGCAGGAGCUCAUUAAGAUUUGAUAGCUCAGUGUAGUCUGCAAGGACCCUCAGAUGUGAACAUUCAGUCCACUGUCAAGAUAUUUGAGGAGGAGGGAAAAAAAACAACUUUUCAGCUUUCCAGUACAACUGUGGACUGAUUAUGACUCCAUCGAGAUACCACUUUAUAAGACUCAAGUUUGUUUCCCUCCCUACAGGUUUCUGCUGACCUUUCAAUAAGUGGUGGAUUGCCUAACUGAAACAAAUAUUGUAUGUAAAGCAGAUUUUUUUAUACAGUGGUUGUUUACAGCUGUACAGUAUUGUAUAUAGCUACAGACAUGCUUUAUGCUCAAUUUUGACAGGCCCUGUUAUAUUGUAUAUAUUUACAUUCGUGCUUUCAUUGACCGAUUUAUUUGUGUAUAUAUAUAUAUGUUUGCUACAGGAAAUAAAUACUGCUUUUUUUUCUCCUGUCGAUAGCUAAUAUGAAGAAAAUGUCAAGUUAAGUUUUAUGAUGUUUAAAUGAAAGUUUCCAAAAGCUUUUCCUUCUAUUGUAAUUCUUAAAUUAUUUAGUGCAGAGACAUCAUGACAGAGCCAGCGAGGAUGGAUGCACCAAUCCUUGGGCCAGAGGGCUGGUGUUCCCACUUGGUUUCUGCCACUGCUGUAAUUGCAGGACCUUGGCUGGAGAGUAGAGACCCAAUGAUGGGAAAGACUGGGGCAUAGCCACUCAAGCCUGUGACUGUAGCCCAUGAUGGCACUUGUGGAUAAACAUGCAUGCACACACAAGGAAUGAUUGGCAAGCCUUGCAGUGAUGCAAGUGCUCAAAUCAACACCAGGUGUAGUCUGCCCAAAAUAAAUAAAUAAUGCUGGGGUGCCGGCCAGUGAGAGCACAAAGCACUCCCUUGAAUGCCUGGCAAAUGAUCCCCAUUUCAGUACAAGUCUUGAAAUUUUUUUUAGACAUCUUUAUUAUAACUUAAGACAUAGGCAUACAUACAUUGAUAAACAAAAUAAACCAUAUUAACAUUUUUUUUAUUUACAUACAUUUUCAUUCUUUGCAACUCUUAUUUAGUCCCACCAUUACAUAAAUUGGUCAAUUCCUGCAUUCCCUUAAACCGCACUUCUUCUGAACAUCAUUUUGCAUUUACGGUUCCCACAAAUUUACAUAGAUUUCUAUGUGAUUUGUUCCCUUCAUUUUCUAAACAUCCUUUGUCUAGUUCCGUUAUAUCUUUUUUAUAAUAAUCAAUACUUCAAAUGUGGUUGUUUAGAUUUUGAUUUCCAUUUUCUAUUAAUUGCUUUUUUGGCAGCCAGUAGAAUUAAACAUAAGGCCUUGUGUAUGGAAUUUGUAAAAUCUGCCAAGUCACUACUUUCCCAAAACACAUUCCCAAUUGCAUCUUUCCUCCCCGUCAUACUGCCAUCAUUUUCUAUCUACCUAAGGAAAAAUUCUUUGAAGUCUGCUUCUGGUAUAAAAAUACUUAUGCAAACACUUUCAAGCAAAAAUCCUAAUCAGUCUGGAAUUUGUUACAUUCUUAGGAGGCAUACAAAAGUCCUCCCAUUGUUACCUUGUAAACUGCUCUUCCAGUCUCUCUUCCCAGUCUUUUCUAAUCUCCACUGAUUGAUUCUUAUAGUUAUCAUGCAGAAUUUUAUAUACUUACAAUUUAUCCAUUUUUAACAGCAGCUUCUGUCCUAAAUUCAAAAAACCCAUCACAGCAGGUCUUUCACUUUAGAUUAUCCUAUCCCUUUCUCUCUGCCUAUACUCUAUCAGUUCCUUUCUCUUUUCCAUUCUAGUUAUUUGUGUCCAAUACCUUGGUUCCUUUGCCAGUCUUCUCCAGUAAAUUUUAGCCACCUCUUGUGAUUUUUCUGUACCCCUACUGGAAAACUCGCCAUUGUCAUGUUGGCUUAGUUGUUAGAACACUUUCUACUUUAUGAUUAUAGUAUUCUGUAUGAUUAUUAUUCCCCAUAAGGAUCUGCAUCCAAAACUUAACUCUGUUUGUUGAACCUUCCACAUGUUUUGCAUCAUUUCUUUCCAUUUUGAAUUAUAACCUUCUGAUUGUGUUAUGUAUAAGAGCCUUACUUGUCUAGCUCUGAACUAGACCUUCAAAUCAGUUAAUCCUAAACCACCCUGUUCUAUUGGAAGGAUCAACUUAUCCCCCUUAACUCUUGUAAUCUUCCCCUCCUAGAUAAAUUAGUUUAACUCUUCAGUAAUUAUUAACCACACCAUCUCCGCUGGUUGAUAAAAACAUGACUGACCUGUAUAUAAAAUUAAAAGGACUGAAAAUAUUUUCACUGCAUGUAUUGUACUAUUCAUAUCCACAAUUAAAUGAUUCCAGUUUCUCAAUUUUUGUAAUAUUUGUUAUUUAGUCUCUUCUCCCAUAUCCUUAGGUACCAUUAAUAGAUGCCUUUUUAACCCACACUCUCGAACACUUCAUCUUAUCAUGUCCCCAUAAAUAUGGGUAUUGUUGAAGCAAUUUAUGUGAGUGUAAAUAAUUUACGGUCAUAACCUUUGUUUUAUCUUCACUAAUUUUAUAUCCCAAAAAUACUUGAAAUUGUCUCAAAAUGUUCCACAACACUGAUAUGUCCUUUCCUGGAUUUAUCAGGUACAAAAUAAUAUCUGCAGAUAAAGCCGAUGUUUCUUGAUUAUCAUACCAACUGCAUCCUUGCAUUUCUGAGUCUUUUACUUUCUUUGCUUGUGUCUCUAAAUAUUUAAUCAGCAGAAAGUCGAAAGGGUUGCUGCCAAACAUAGAGAACCUAUAACAAGAAAAAUAACCAGAGAUUUUGUACAAGUUUGAGACAUUUGGGAAAAUUUGUAUAAAGCACUGAAAUAUAGAAUUCAAGAAAGAGUACAAGUGGAAAUAAUUAUGACAAGGGUGGAGGUAGACUCGGUUCAACAACUAACAGUUAAGAUAGGAAGUGAUGAGAUAAAAACAGUGA